Molecule: messenger RNA, 2362 nt
Organism: Nymphalis io (European peacock)
Lineage: Eukaryota; Metazoa; Arthropoda; Insecta; Lepidoptera; Nymphalidae
Product: cholinesterase 1-like
Exons: 4
Coding region: 52-1713 (553 amino acids)
Source: RefSeq, a predicted model, not a curated record
CCGCCAAGCUUCAGUCACUAAGUGUUUGCGAUAAGAACCAGUAGUGUGAAAAUGCAUCGGAGUGCAAUAUUUCUUUGUCUAUUAUACUCAGUACUUUGUGCUGAUCCUCAAUCCCGCUUAAUUCAGCUUGAUCAGGGUCCCGUGCGUGGAUAUAAAGAUGUAAAUGAAGAUAUUUUUGUCUUCAAUGGUAUACCGUACGCUACAGCACCGACUGGACGCGAUAGAUUCAAGGCUCCUCUUUUGCCACCAACUUGGUCUGAACCGUUGGAUGCCGUGGAAAAGGAUAUUAAAUGCCCACAAGCCAAUUACAUGAAUAUAACCAGUGAAAAUUAUCAAGAAGAUUGUCUCAUUGCGAAUAUUUAUGUCCCAGAAAAAAUUGAUACAACACUUCCAGUCGUCGUUUAUGUCCAUGGCGGCGCUUAUGUUUUAGGUUGGGGAAACAUGUUUAAGCCUAGAAAAUUGGUAAAAAGCAACAAAAUUAUCGCGGUGACGUUUAACUACAGAUUGGGAGCACACGGAUUCCUUUGUCUUGGUACAGAAGAUGUGCCUGGUAAUGCUGGUAUGAAGGACCAAGUUGCAUUACUACGUUGGGUUAACAAAAAUAUUGCAAAAUUUGGCGGCAAUCCUGAUGAAGUUACAAUAGCAGGCUAUAGUGCUGGUUCAUCCGCGGUAGAUCUUCUAAUGAUUUCAAAAAUGGCACAAGGCUUAUUUAAAAGAGUUAUCCCAGAGAGUGGUGCAAAUACUGCAGCGUUUAGUAUUCAAUCCGAUCCCAUUAAGAAUGCUAAGGAGUAUGCAAAAAUGCUUAAUUUCGAAAAUGUAGAAGACUUCUACGCUUUAGAAGAUUUUUUUAAAGCGGUACCCAUUGAAGAAUUAAAUUUACCAAAUGUCAUGGAUAGGACAGAUUCUACUUUCUUGAUGUCCCCAUGUGUGGAGCGUGAUGUGGGUGAAGAACGAUUUCUUGAUGAUAACCCAGUUCAAAUAUUGAAGUCUGGUAGCUAUAAAAAACUUCCAAUGUUAUAUGGAUUUGCUGAAAUGGAAGGAUUAUUUCGCAUGCCUCUUUUUGAGCUUUGGAAGGAUCGGAUGAAUGUAAAAUUCUCAGACUUUCUCCCGUCCGAUUUACAGUUUAGAGAUGCAAAUGAAAAAGAGCAAGUUUCAAAAGAAAUUAAACAUUUUUAUUUCGGUAACAAAAUGGUAGGAGAGGAAACGGUUUUAGCGUAUAUCGACUAUUUCACAGAUAUUAUUUUUGCAUAUCCGACACUAAGGUCAGUAAAGUUGCACCUGAAAAAUGGACAUAACCAAAUAUAUUUAUACGAGUACUCGUUUGUAGACAACGAUACCCCAAUAAUUCCGCACACUAAUAUUCGCGGAGCAAAUCAUUGUGCACAAACAGUAGCUGUUUUAGAUGGAUAUUGGAACGAAACUUUAAUGAAUGAAAAAUCAAUAUCAUCAGAAUUUAAGAAAAUGAAAUUGAUUACAAGAGAAUUAUGGUUAAAUUUUAUGACAACUGGAAAUCCUGUGCCAGCUGAUUCUAAGCUACCAGCAUGGCGGCCAGUACAAUCUGACUGGUCACCACAUAUGUCCAUCAAUAACACUUUAGAAUUAAGAGGACCUUUGUUGAAGAAAAGGAUGAUGUUCUGGGAAGAAAUUUAUGAUAAAUACUAUCGGUUUCCUAUAAAACCUACUCGUCCUUUUAUACAAAAAUCUGAGCUUUGAAGAAUUUCAGAGAAUUUGUAUAAAUAAGAACAUGAAUAUAAUGUUCUGUUUUUUGGGGCAAUUAAUUAAGUUAAACAAGGAUAUAAAAAAGUAAAACCCUAUUUUUCAGUAAAUGUUUUGUACUGUAUGAAAUUUGUCUUUCAAAAUCUAAAAGUAAAAUUACAAAUCCGAAAUGAUUCUUCCAGUUCCGGGUUUCUUUAUAUGUCUAUGUCUCACUUCACUCUGUUGAGCGUUAACGAUGAAUAUGCCUCAGGCAGACCUCGCACUCCCUGCACCCUGUGUUUGUGGAGAAAAUUGUCAUAGUUUUGUUCAGCUCGUUUCGUCCUGUACCCAUUUAUUAGGCGAUAGAGAUAUGCAACCCGCAUUUUAGAUUUGCGCGCAUCGAGUACUUACAAGAGUCGCUAAAAACGGUAUAAACGUAGAUUAGAUUGCGAAAACAAGCCAAAGAUUCCGUUGGUGUUGUAUUAUUUAACAUGCUGAUAUAAUAAUAUAUAAGUCAAUAAAAAAACUUGUGAUAUGUGAUAAAAGCGAAAAGGGAAUAAUUACGAAAAUAGGCAGUAUUUUGCUUAUUUAUUUCUAGUGCAUCUAAUUGUUUUUUGAUUAAUGGAGGGAAAUGAUGAUAUAAAUUAAUAAAUUUAUAAGUUUUUUA